Messenger RNA from Macadamia integrifolia, 1005 nucleotides. Its product is annotated as protein-tyrosine-phosphatase MKP1-like. The transcript has a single exon. The coding region runs from base 1 to 1005 and encodes 334 amino acids. Lineage: Eukaryota; Viridiplantae; Streptophyta; Magnoliopsida; Proteales; Proteaceae. The record is from RefSeq and is a predicted model, not a curated record.
AUGUUUGCUUGGGGUGAUGUGAAAGAGUUUGUCCCUAAGGGGUCCCUUUGCAGAGUCUAUUUUGAUUCAAUGUUGAUUUUCGACUCAGAUAAUAGGGUAAACAAAUUUCCACAUUUGUCAGCAGACUCAUCAUCAUCUUCACCUCAUUUUUCUCCUAGUUCCUUUUCUUCUGAUUCAAGUAAUGGCUCUAAAUCUAGUUCAGAAUUUCCUUCACUCUCCCCGUCUACAUCUUCUUCUACAGCAUCACCCGCUUCCUCCUCUGUGCCUGAUUUGCCAUCCAAUACAUCUCUUCAUCCCAUCCCUAGCAUUUCAGAAUCUCCUAAGGUCGGUCAUACUUCAAAGCCUUGUUUUGAAGUGAUCUCAUCACCAUCUAAAAGAUUGGUUCUCUCGCUUGCUGAACGGAGAGUUAGCUUGUCACCUUCUUUGAAGCUUCCAACCUUGGUUGAUGAUAAAUCUCUAUCAUACAGAAGGGACACAAUCACAUAUUUAACUUCUGCAAGUCAACAGAAUGGCAUGGGUAGAGACAAUAAUACCUGUUCUUCGAUAGAAUUUUGUAGUAAAGAAAAAGUUUCAGAGUCCAUUAGGGCCAAUGCAAUUGAAAAAGAAGAUUCAACUCAAGAAUGUCAGUUGCAGAUGUUUUUAGUAUCAUCUCUUAGCAACCAAGCAGCUGGCAAGGAAGGUACUUCUCUAAAGAAGCAUCAUCUGCUAGAGGUCCUGGAUGUGUCUGUCUUUGCUGAAUUUAUGUACAAUGGUUCUGAGUUUUGUAAUCCAAUUGACCCUAUAGUUUUCUGUUGGCCUACUUUAGAAAGGGUUGCACCAUUUGGCACUGCCAAUUUGGAUUCAGAAGCUGCUUUUCUUUUCUUUGUUCCAAAUACUAGUGUAGGCAAGCGUGAAGGUAGAAUGAUAUAUUUCUGGAUGGGAAAAUCAUUCAAGCAUGAUAAUUGUCAGAUUCAAUUAGAUGUCAGCAGUAGUGUAAGUGAUGUAGAAGCGAUUGAUUGGAAUUAA